Molecule: messenger RNA, 922 nt
Organism: Amoebophrya sp. A25
Lineage: Eukaryota; Dinophyceae; Syndiniales; Amoebophryaceae
Source: the annotation of a GenBank genome assembly
UGCCGUUCCUGAACACGACAUUGAAGAGUUGUAUCGUAGUUUAAGACCUGUCUUACUGUUUUUACUUCAAGAAAAAGCAUGAUGCAUUCCGCACGCAUCGUUUCCGUCCGUGACGUCACUGCAAAAGUUCGAUGGUUGGAGUUGCAGCUACUACCACCAUCAUCUUGUCAUGGAACCCAGCACAAAUUGACCUUCCGUCCAGGUCAAUGGGCCGACUUCGCUUUGCCGCUUACAUCGAAUUUUCCUGCAGUUGGUGGCUACUCUUACGUCUCCGCACCCCAGCAGCUAGCAAAGCAGCAAAUAGUGGAAUUUCUUGUUCAGAAGGAGCAACUCCCAAGGCCUCAUACGAUGACAAACUGGAUUCACAGCACCUCAUGUGUGCCUGGUGUAGAGGUCGAAUUAAGAACGGGAGGAAACUUUGUUGUUGACGAUGGGAGUGGAACCUUCGCGGACGUGGAUAAUGAUCAGACUGAAACAAGGCAAGCGCCUGCUGAAACGCACCUGGUAGCAGCUGGCAUCGGGAUUACGCCAUUUCUCAGCUUUCUACGUGCAGCACAAUGGUCUAAGAGGACUCUUGACCACGUUUUCCUAGCUUAUGCGGUCCGCCACAAAGAGGAUGCGGUGUUUCUUGACAAAAUCGAGGAGAUGGUAGACCAAAAUGGUCUACAAUUUAGACUAUUGGAAAGUGGAAGGUUAGGGAGAAAAUUGGCAGUGGAAGACUUCCUUCUGCAUUCGUCACAUAGUACCAAAAAGCAACAAGACAAGAACUCAUCUACCAAGUAUUACCUCUGUGGACCUCCUGAAUUCAGCAUAAGCAUGGAGAAGCAAAUGCGUUCUCCGAAGUAUGGAAUCAAAAACAUUUUUUAUGAAAACUGGUGGAGUCCUAACCCUCAUGGUAGAUUGAUACAGCCUAAAAGAACCA